AUGAAGUCGCUUGAACUCCUCGACUCCCCGCUAGUUGCGACCCAUAAGCCUAAGGAAGACGAUCUCUCACAUAUACUCAGCCCUGUGAGGAAGCAUGUCGCCAUCGUUGCGAGUACGCGAAGUGCCAUCACAGCAACCUACAACUACGCAGAGACCUACCAAAGGCUGUUCACAGCACUACGCGUCGAACCCGUAACAGCCCCUGCUAUGCUUACGCCCUUUCUUACCGCUAUGGGCUUCCGUGUUGAAGAAGGGGUAUCAACUGCUGGCGAAGCCGACGCUACCGCCAUCGCAGUCGAUGCUGCAGCAAUCGCAGUUGACGCCGCAGCAAUCGCAGAGAUCAAUGUCGUCUGGAACGAAGCCAUCCGUGCCUCCCAUCGAUGGGCGUCUACAUUUCCGAUGCCACCUGCGAGCUCAAUCACCUACCCUAUCGACUUUACCGACAGAGAGAAGUCUUUGUUGAAGAGCUACGCAGCCGUAUUCUUGAACAAGAACAAACACUUUAGUAGCGCUGAUGCGACAAGAGCAGAAGUGGACACUGCCUGUGAUUUGAUACUGAAAGAUUGGCCGAUGAAGAAGGGAAAAAUCCGCGUAUUGCCCGGGUAG
Alternaria ventricosa is the source of this 606-nucleotide messenger RNA. RefSeq lists its product as uncharacterized. NCBI's taxonomy places the organism in Eukaryota, Fungi, Ascomycota, Dothideomycetes, Pleosporales, Pleosporaceae. The coding region runs from base 1 to 606 and encodes 201 amino acids. The record is from RefSeq and is a predicted model, not a curated record. The transcript is spliced from 2 exons.